Messenger RNA from Parastagonospora nodorum SN15, 741 nucleotides. RefSeq lists its product as hypothetical. The transcript has 3 exons. The record is from RefSeq and is a predicted model, not a curated record. The coding region runs from base 27 to 506 and encodes 159 amino acids. Lineage: Eukaryota; Fungi; Ascomycota; Dothideomycetes; Pleosporales; Phaeosphaeriaceae. Gene Ontology annotation, molecular function: protein-disulfide reductase activity.
CUCACUUUCACUCUUGUACAUAUAAUAUGCUUGCGCCUUCAUCAGCCCGGCUCACUAGAUCCAUACUUACAACUACGCGCGUGCGAACAGCUGCUACCAACCCCACUUCGACCGCAAACCUCUACCGAUCGCUCCUCACCCCAAAGUUUUUCACCACCACCAGCAAAAUGAGUGAGAGCAAGCAAGGCGUUCACAACCUCCAGACGGUCGACGACUACAGGAAGGCCCUGGAGGACAAGGACCAUUUCAUAGUCCUUGACUGCUUCGCCACAUGGUGCGGACCCUGCAAAAUGAUUGCACCCACUAUUGUCAAAUUCUCCGAGAAGUACCCUGAGACGCGCUUCUACAAGCUCGACAUCGACGAGGUGCCCGAUAUUGCGCAGGAACUCGGCAUCCGCGCUAUGCCCACCUUCGUCUUCUUCAAGAACGGCGAGAAGGUUGGCGAGGUCGUUGGCGCAAACCCCAAGGCCAUCGAGGCCGGCAUUCAGGAGCACGCCAGCGCAUAGAGGGCGCGUGGCUCGUCUAGGCGCUCGCGUUCGGCAGGCUAGGAUACCAUUGUGGAGGGCACAUCUUUAUGGUGCACUAUGACUGGCACAGGGCAGGCUUGCUCAAAGUUGAAAACUCGGGUAGCUUGGAUAUAAUGAUAUCGUCCUGGAAUGACAUGACAUACAAUCACAAACUACUCUCGUUCUCAAGUCCCGUACGCACCGUACCACGCAUCUGUUGUAAGGAUCAGUCAUC